AUGUCGAGCGACGAGAGCGACUACAGCAGCAGCGACGACGAGACCGAGAAGGCCUUCUUCAAGCCCAAGCCCAAGCAGGUCAAGGAGGCCGUGCUAGCGGCCUCGGACUCGGAGGGCAGCGACUCGGACGACGACGACGAUGACAACGCCGCCGCCGUCCCGGACGCCGAGAGCGCUGCGCAGGACGAUCAUACAAGCGAUAUCAAGCAAGCUGCGAAAGAGAAGACCAAGGCCACGGUGUACGUCGAGGGCAUCUCGUACGACGCCGACGAGAGCUCGCUCGUGUCGCACUUUUCGGCUUGCGGCGCCGUCAAGGAAGUGCGCAUGCCCCGGUAUCAGGACUCGGGCAAGCCGCGCGGGUAUGCACACAUCGUGUUUGACUCGGACAAGGCCGCCAAGAAGGCGCUGGCCAUGGACGGCCAGUACAUGAUGAAGCGCUAUUUAAGCGUCCGCCCCGCCGAGACGCCUCGCACCCUCGAAGCGGUGCUGACCAAGUCCAAGUCGACCAAGGCCAUCAAGGGCUGCCGAACGGUCUUUGUCAAGCAGCUGCCGUACGAGAUCACGGACGCCGAAGUCAAGGAAGCCUUCGAAUCCUGCGGCACGAUCAUCAGCGUGCGCCUCCCCGUGUGGAACCACACGAAAAAUUCCAAGGGGUUUGGGUACGUUGAGUUUGAGACCGAAGCCGAAGCCGUCGCCGCCACGAAGAAGAGUGGCAUGAAGGUGCAGUCUUUUGCCGCCAUGUGA
This is a messenger RNA of Saprolegnia parasitica CBS 223.65, 744 nucleotides long. RefSeq lists its product as hypothetical. Gene Ontology annotation, molecular function: RNA binding. The record is from RefSeq and is a predicted model, not a curated record. Lineage: Eukaryota; Oomycota; Saprolegniomycetes; Saprolegniales; Saprolegniaceae. Bases 1 to 744 code for a protein of 247 amino acids. The transcript has 5 exons.